CUGAAUAGGGAAGCGCUCCAGUUUCCGAUGACAGUGAACGCACAACAGUCCCGGUUCUCCAUCUUCCUCCAAACAGGCGAAGGACCAACCUGCGUCUUAACCCGCUGGAAUAUUUUCCCACUGACAAACCCUGACCAAACCAGACUUAAAGGACCACAAACAUGACGGACUCCAAAUAUUUCACGACAAACAAAAAAGGGGAGAUCUUUGAACUGAAGGCCGAGCUGAACAAUGAGAAGAAGGAGAAGAGAAAAGAGGCAGUGAAGAAGGUCAUCGCUGCCAUGACUGUUGGCAAAGAUGUCAGUUCUUUAUUUCCAGAUGUGGUCAACUGCAUGCAGACCGACAACCUAGAGCUGAAGAAGUUGGUCUACCUCUACCUGAUGAACUACGCCAAGAGCCAGCCCGACAUGGCCAUCAUGGCUGUCAACAGCUUCGUCAAGGACUGCGAGGACCCCAACCCUCUGAUCCGGGCUCUGGCUGUCCGGACCAUGGGCUGCAUCCGGGUGGAUAAGAUCACAGAGUACCUGUGUGAGCCGCUGAGGAAGUGCCUGAAGGAUGAGGACCCGUACGUGAGGAAGACGGCGGCCGUUUGUGUGGCUAAACUUCACGACAUCAACGCCCAGAUGGUGGAGGACCAGGGCUUCUUGGACUCCCUGAGAGAUCUCAUUGCUGACUCCAACCCCAUGGUUGUGGCCAAUGCGGUUGCUGCCCUGUCAGAGAUCAGUGAGUCUCACCCCAACAGCAACCUGCUGGACUUGAAUCCUCAGAACAUCAACAAGCUGCUGACGGCCCUCAAUGAGUGCACAGAGUGGGGGCAGAUCUUCAUCCUGGACUGUCUGUCCAACUACAACCCCAAGGAUGAGCGUGAGGCUCAAAGCAUCUGUGAGCGUGUCACUCCUCGGCUGUCUCACGCCAACUCAGCGGUGGUUCUGUCAGCUGUUAAGGUGCUGAUGAAGUUCUUGGAGCUGCUGCCCAAAGACUCGGACUACUACAACACGCUGCUGAAGAAGUUGUCCCCCCCGCUGGUCACCCUGCUGUCUGGAGAGCCAGAGGUCCAGUACGUGGCCCUGAGGAACAUCAACCUCAUUGUCCAGAAGAGGCCUGAGAUCCUGAAGCAGGAGAUCAAGGUGUUCUUCGUCAAGUACAACGACCCGAUCUACGUGAAACUGGAGAAGCUGGACAUCAUGAUCCGCUUGGCGUCUCAGGCCAACAUCGCCCAGGUUUUGGCUGAGUUGAAGGAAUACGCCACAGAGGUAGAUGUCGACUUUGUGCGUAAAGCUGUACGAGCCAUCGGACGCUGUGCCAUCAAAGUGGAGCAAUCGGCCGAGCGCUGCGUCAGCACUCUGCUGGACCUGAUCCAGACCAAGGUCAACUACGUGGUGCAGGAGGCCAUCGUGGUCAUCAGGGACAUCUUCCGCAAAUACCCCAACAAGUAUGAAAGCAUCAUCGCCACGCUGUGUGAGAAUCUGGACUCUCUGGAUGAGCCUGAUGCUCGAGCUGCCAUGAUCUGGAUCGUUGGCGAGUACGCCGAGAGGAUCGACAACGCCGACGAGCUGCUGGAGAGCUUCCUGGAGGGCUUCCACGAUGAGAGCACUCAGGUCCAGCUCACUCUGUUGACUGCCAUUGUUAAGCUGUUCCUUAAGAAGCCAUCAGAGACACAGGAGUUGGUGCAGCAGGUCCUCAGUCUGGCCACUCAGGACUCUGACAACCCUGACCUGCGUGACAGAGGCUACAUCUACUGGCGCCUGCUGUCCACCGACCCUGUGACUGCCAAGGAGGUGGUGUUGUCGGAAAAGCCCCUGAUCUCGGAGGAGACGGACCUGAUUGAACCCACCCUGCUGGACGAGCUCAUCUGCCACAUCGGCUCCCUGGCUUCCGUCUACCACAAACCUCCCAGCGCCUUCGUGGAGGGAAGCCACGGAAUCCACCGGAAACACCUUCCUGUUCAGCACAGCAGCAUCGACACAGGUGAGAGCCCAGUGAGCGGUGGACCAGCUGCUGCCAUGGACCAGCCACAUGUGAUCCCCAGCCAGGGCGACCUGCUGGGAGACCUGCUGAACCUGGACCUGGGCCCUCCGGUCAACGUGCCCCAGGUCUCCUCCAUGCAGAUGGGUGCAGUGGACCUUCUGGGAGGAGGCCUGGACAGCUUGCUGGGGGGAGACCUGGGCGGAGGUGUUGGGGGAAGUCCAGCAGUGGGACAGAACUUCAUCCCGUCGUCUGUCCCCAGUACUUUUGCUCCGUCUCCAACUCCUGCUCCUCCGGCUGUCAGCAGCGGCCUCAACGACUUGUUUGAGCUUUCCACAGGCAUGGCCAUCACCACCGGAGGCUACGUAGCUCCCAAAGCGGUGUGGCUUCCUGCAGUGAAAGCUAAGGGGCUGGAGAUCUCUGGAACCUUCUCUCGCCGUCAGGGCCACAUGUACAUGGACAUGACCUUCACCAACAAAGCCCUGCAGCACAUGACUGACUUCGCCGUCCAGUUCAACAAGAACAGUUUUGGGAUGAUCCCCACCAGUCCGCUGCCCGUCCACACUCCACUGAUGCCCAGUCAGAGCAUCGAGGUCUCUUUGCCUAUCAACACCAUCGGUCCAGUCAUGAAGAUGGACCCACUCAAUAAUCUGCAGGUGGCUGUGAAGAACAACAUCGACGUGUUCUACUUCAGCGUACUCAUCCCUCUCAACAUAUUCUUUGUUGAGGACGGGAAAAUGGAGCGACAGGUGUUCCUGGCUACCUGGAAAGACAUCCCCAAUGAGAACGAGCUGCAGUACCAGAUAAAGGAGUGCCACCUAAAUGCAGACACGGUGUCAGGGAAGCUGCAGAACAACAACAUCUACACCAUCGCCAAGAGAAACGUAGAGGGCCAGGACAUGCUGUACCAGUCUCUGAAGCUGACCAACGGGAUCUGGAUCCUGGCUGAGCUCCGUAUUCAGCCCGGAAACCCCAACUACACGCUGUCCCUGAAGUGUCGGGCCCCUGAAGUGUCUCAGUACGUCUACCAGAUGUACGACUCGGUUCUGAAGAACUAACCUACUCCAGCUCUGCUUCAUCCUGACUACAAACUGCAGUGUUUUAUCAUUUCCUGUAUCUGCAGCUAACUGCCAAAACAAGAGAACCCAAACAGCAAGCGAUGGAUUAAGUCUGGAGUAGCGGGCGUAUUUGACAGCUGACACAGAGGUAUUAUAAAAGAUCAACACACUGUUGGUGUUUCCUUUAUUUUGGCAGUUGAACGCAUUAUUAAAUCCUGUACUUCAGCUCCCCGUUUAGAUUUUUACCUCCCAGUGCAAACACAUUCGCCAUUCCAUCCUAAACUUAGUGUCUUAAUGUUGUGAAGAUGAUGAAAAUGUCCUGAGUGGAAAAAAAAAAAUCCCCCAUGAAGCCAUUGUUUUUUAUUACUUUGUACAGCGUGUCGCUCGCACUUCUGUCAGUUUAUUUUUGAUACCGGCUUUGCUUUAGUUGUGUUUUCAGAAUGAUUCCAGUGUUGAUUUGCUCCGUUUGCCAUUAAUGUGUUUGAAGAUUCAAACCCAGAAGCUUUUGAUGUCUUUUUCCUGCCGUGACUUCAGCACAGCUUCUUUCCUGUUUGCUAGAAAGCAGCUUUUAGCUACUAACGCCUCAAUGAUUGAAAAACUGUGAAGUGAAAUUUCAAAACAUUGGGAUGAGUGACUGUAUCCUAACUCCUAAAUCGUGGUGUUAAACUGUGGGUUUCCACUGCCGUUUAUAGUGGAGGUGGUAAAACCCUUUUCCAGUCUUCUGCACAUUCUGGCUUUAUUAGCAUUCCACCUUUUCCAACUCAGCUACUUGUGAACAUCCUUACAAUAAUUUGGCUUUUCUCCUGAAUACUAAAUUGUUAAGAAUUUAAAAGAAACUUUUAAUCUAUAGGGAACAUCUUCAUGGAACCUUUUCUGUCAUAAUUUGCUGCAGCCUCGUCAAUACUGGAUUUCUGUGGCUGAAUGUAUCGAUACGUCGGCUGAUAUUAAAUUGAUAAAGUUAAAGGAUGGCGUCACUGUUUACCUUCCAGCGAUGUGUUUCAGAAGACACCCUUUGACUCCGCACCGCCGUCUGUUAAACUGCGAUACAUUCCCUGCUACAUGUGCUGCAGACAGUGCGCACUCUGCUGGACAAACUAAACAAUGACGCCAUUUUUAAAUUAUAUAUUCUGAAUUAUGUUCAAUAAAGGUGAAACUUUUACAUCAGCACAUAUUAUACAACAUAUAAUGAUGAAAUCUGAUAUAUUUUAUACCGACCAGGCUCUAAAAUUUGCCACCUUUACAAAAAUAUUCAGUAUAGUGAGGUGUCUGUGGCCGAAAAUCCCCAAUAUUUCCACCUCCAACCACAAGACAAUCCACAGCAGCUGCUUGUAAUGUGUAAACACACCAGUGCCACUCCGCGUUAAGAAUAUUUGCCAAUUUGUUUUGCCCUGUUUACCGUACGCAGCUUCAUUCCUUUAUUCUGCAUCUACCUCUGCCUCUUUCCUUUUAACUGCUCCACUUCUUUGUGCUUUAAUGCCUCCACUGUUCCUCUCAAGAAUGCCAGUGUUCUUUUUCUUUUUUUUUGUUUCGUAAACUUCAUGCCGGUCUAAACUUGUGGCGACUCGGCCAAACUGAACCCACAGGACCAAGCAUUCAGAGUAAGCGUCUGUUUUAACACUCCAGUGUCAUUCUAACCUGAACGUUCCUUGCAAACACCCUCGGGUCCAGAGUUGUAGUGUAGUCCAGUGGUGGUGUAGUUUGUGUAGCUAAUAAAAGGUUUUGUUGUUGCUCUGGAAAUGAAACAAAGCAUCGCCUUCUACCUGUCCAACCAGCGGAAAUGGCUUAUUCCAUGUAUGUUACACGAUGACACAGAAUAUGUUUAUGUGCCUGCAUGACCUCGCUGUCAUUUUAUCCUUUUUCAUUUCAACUCGAGUUAAAACUUCUCUCCUCCACACCUCUGUCGUAGAUUGUUUUUUUAACGCAGCAUCAUCACCAAUAGAAGUAUAUCCAAAGUUGUUGCCACUAGUACAGAACGUACGACCAGAUCCAUCAUAGCAGCUUAUGAAAUUGAAUAUUUCCAGCGUUGUUGAUGUAACCCUGUUGUAAAUGAUUUGUUACUGUCAUAGUACCUCAUGUCAAUAAAUUGUUAAACUCA
Molecule: messenger RNA, 5118 nt
Organism: Acanthochromis polyacanthus (spiny chromis)
Lineage: Eukaryota; Metazoa; Chordata; Actinopteri; Pomacentridae
Gene: ap2b1
Product: adaptor related protein complex 2 subunit beta 1
Exons: 22
Coding region: 162-3023 (953 amino acids)
Biological process (GO): intracellular protein transport; vesicle-mediated transport
Cellular component (GO): clathrin adaptor complex; membrane coat
Molecular function (GO): clathrin binding
Source: RefSeq, a predicted model, not a curated record